AAAAUAUGGUCAAAGUUGAGCUCAGAAACCAGAAAUUGAAACGUAAGAAAGAAGACGAAACUUCGUUUAGUCACCAAUUAGAAUCAUACGAUUUUCAAACCUUUCUCACCCAAAAAUUUAUACCCAGUAUUACUAAGCAAUCCUAUUAAAUAACCCAAAAUUUCUUUCCUUUCAAAUUUCUCAGAAAGAAAAUAGAGUGGGAAACGAAGCGAGAUGAACAGCCAUGGAAUAGUGGAGAAGGCUCUUAGCAGCUUGGGGAAAGGAUUCGAUUUAACAAUGAAUUUCCGACUCAAGUACUGCAAGGGAAAGGAACGGUUGAUUUUACUAGAUGAAACCGAGAAACGAGAGAUGUCCAUACCCGGAUUCGAUUCAAUCAAAGACGUCCCGAUCGAUAUCAAAUGCGAUAAAGGCGAUCGUACUCGUUACCAAUCCGAUAUUCUCGAUUUCAAUCAGAUGGUGGAGAUUUUCAACCAGAAAUGUAACAUCACUGGGAAAAUUCCGUCGGGGCGAUUCAAUUCGAUGUUUGGUUUUCAAAGCGGUUCAUGGGCGAAAGAUGCGGCGAAUACCAAAUGCUUGGGACUUGAUGGAUAUUAUAUCACGUUGUUCAAUCUUCAUAUUCAUCGUUCUCCUCUCCUCCUAUCUGAUGAAGUUCUCAACGAUGUUCCUUCUACUUGGGAUCCUUAUGCCCUAGCAAGAUUCAUUGAGAAAUACGGGACUCACGUCAUUUUGGGGUUAAGCAUUGGUGGCCACGAUGUGAUUUUGGUCAGGCAAGACAAAUCUUCCAAUCUGGAAUCCUCAUUGCUCAAACAUCUCUACGAUCUUGGUGACCAAGUCUUUACAGGCUACUGCAGUUUUACCCCAAAAACCAAAGAUCAAAAGCAAAAGGUACCAGAAGCAUUCAGCAUCUUUGAUCAACAACCUGUUACUUUCAAUGGCUACCUCUUCAUCAAUGCCAAAAAUGGAAUCACUGUUAUAUGUUCAAAGAAAGGAGGGGAUCCAGAAGCUAACAGCCAUUGUGAGUGGCUUCCAACAGUUGCAGGAAAGCCAGAUGCCAUUCAUUUUAGCUUCAUUCCAAUCACUUCUCUCCUAAAUGUUCCAGGCAAAGGUUUCCUGUCACAUGCCAUCAAUUUAUACCUUCGAUACAAGCCUCCUAUAGCCGAUCUGCCGUACUUUCUUGACUUCCAAGGACAAAAGAUUUGGGCUCCCAUUCACAAUGACCUCCCUUUAGGUCCUUCAACAAAUAGGGCUUCUUCUUCACCAGCUCUUCACUUCAACUUAAUGGGUCCUAAGCUUUAUGUAAAUACUUCUCAGGUCACAGUAGGGAUGAGACCAGUCACUGGAAUGCGCUUAUUUCUUGAAGGCAUGAAAUGCAAUAGGCUGGCUAUUCAUCUUCAACACCUAUCGACUCAACCGAAAUCGUUUGAACACAUGGAGGACAACACACAAUACUGGCAAGCAUCUGAAGAUACAUCCAACAACAUUCGAUUCUUCGAAGCCAUCCACCGCAAAAAGUUCUCUCACGUAUGCACGGCUCCGAUCAAAUAUAACCCACAAUGGAGCACCGACGGCAAAGAUGCUGCCUUCAUCGUCACCGGCGCUCAACUUCAAGUUAAAAAGCACGAUUCCAAGAGUGUUCUUCAUCUUAGACUGUUGUUUUCUAAGGUCUCUGAUUGUUUCGUAGUUCAAUCAAGAUGGGCACAUGCUGCCUCUGGGUAUUCACAGAGGUCGUCUGGUUUGCUUUCAGCUAUCAGUCAGUCCUUAACGGGAAACCCCGUUAAAGAAAAGGAGGUGGCGGCUGUUGUGGUGGAUUCCGCCGUGUACCCGACCGGACCGCCGGUGCCUGUUCAAACACCAAAGCUGUUGAAGUUUGUGGAAACUUCGCAGUUGUGCAAGGGACCUCAAGAUAGUCCGGGGUAUUGGUUGGUUACGGGUGCUAGGCUGCAAUUGGAGAAAGGAAAAAUAAGUCUACAUGUAAAGUUUUCUUUGGUUAAUAUUUGUUGAAGAAAAUAGAAUUAGUAACUGGCGAUUAAAUUUGAUACAGAAAUUUGUAUUUCAGUUUUAUUAUUUUUCAUUUAUA
This is a messenger RNA of Hibiscus syriacus, 2077 nucleotides long. Its product is annotated as MACPF domain-containing protein At1g14780-like. Gene Ontology annotation, biological process: regulation of salicylic acid mediated signaling pathway; plant-type hypersensitive response. Lineage: Eukaryota; Viridiplantae; Streptophyta; Magnoliopsida; Malvales; Malvaceae. Gene Ontology annotation, cellular component: plasma membrane. The record is from RefSeq and is a predicted model, not a curated record.